UUCCCGAUCUGCCGGUUCGCUAGGAAUCAGACGGCUAGGGUUCUCGUGUCCUCGGUCGAAGAGCCGAACGGGGGAACGGGACGACUCCUCUCAUCCGCCGCUUCCAGGAAGAACCGCUUCUCCUCCUCCGUCGCUGCUGUCUCCCCUUCAACCACAGCUUGUGGCCUGGGAAAGGUGAGAUCCCUCUCCUAACUUUUUGAUGGAUUAAUUUAUCUCCCCGUCCGCCCGCUCCGCUACAACCGCCCUCUGCCGCCAUGAUUCUAUCUCCUCGAUCCCGCCUCCCCGGUUCGCAUGUACUCCGCGACGCUUGCCGCCCGCCAGAGACUCCCGGCCGCCGCCAGCUCCCUCUGCGAUAAGCUUCUUUGGUAACAGCAGCGGCGCUCCUCUGGCAGCGCGCUUAGGGUUCCGGCAGCGCGGCGGCGAUAAGCUUCUUUUGUAAUGCCGCUGCCAAUUCCUCCUUGUCGAAUUACUCGAAGAUUUGUGCUUCUGUUCCUAUGUUUGUUCCCCGGAUUCGGUUCGCCUGCCUUUCUUGCUUUCGCUUCUCGGAAAGGUCGGAUUUCUUGUGAUUUGUAUUUAAUCUGAUGGUUGCGGUUUGUGCCAUUGGCGAUUGGAGGAGGACGUAGGGUUGGAUUUCGAUCCUUCUCCCUCCGAUGCCUCUAUCUUUGCUCCUUUUUUUUAAAUUUUUUGGCUCGAUUUUUUCGUGUUUUCAUGGCUUUUCGCUCCGUGGGCGCCAUCUUCUGGUCCUUCGCGGGCUGAACAGUACCAACGCGUGCGGCAGCGGCGGCAGAGGGAGACGGGGUGGCGACGCCGCCAAAGGGAGGGUUGAAGUUGAAGGAGAUGGGAAGUUUCGACAUUAAUGGCGGUGGUGGAGGUGCGAAGAAACCAGACUCGAAACCGAAAUAGGAUCGGAGGGAGAUGUGAAACGUUUGUUGCUAUAUAUAUGUUUGUGUGUAUAUGUAUUAGAUUCAGUUAGGUCUGAGUUACGAUAUAUAUUGAUCAUGGACCGUUGGACUUAGAUCCAACGGUCAUUGGUUUGGUUCGCUAAGCCACCUCGUGUUGUCUUUUUCCCAUGCUACCUCUGACUCUUCUCCGCUGACUUCAGUUUCUAGUGCUGUUCUUCUCCUUUGCCGUUCCGCGUUCUGGGGUUUUAGCGAAGCGCCAUCACUUGAUCGCCGAGUAAUUUGAUAAUGGAAAGAGUCGGAGAGAAGUCUCGCAAAGAGAAGAGGAAAGAAGCUCGAUUGGCGAAGCAGAAGAACCGAUUCCUCUCGUGGGUUCACCACCAGGGAGGUAAAACGAAGAAGAAAGCAUCCUUGGAUUCGAAACCACAAACUGAAGAUGUGGUUUUGGAGAAGAAAUCCAAGAAGAAGUUAGAAUCUUUGAAGAAGAGGAAGGGGGGUUCAGAGGGUAAAUUGAAGACCAAAUUCCAAGAGUUUUUGGAGAUGGAGACGGGGAAGGGUAUGGUUAGUGCUGAAGAUGAUCUGGAAAUGGAGAGGAGGCUGGCGAAGAAGCUCAAGGUGAAGAAUGGGAAGCUACGUGGUCCUGAUGACGAAUUAAAUAUACUUUUAGAGGGGGCCCCAUCAUUUCCGGACUCCAUGGUAGGCGACGACACAGAUAUAGAUGAUGAAGCAGAAGAAGAUUAUGGUAAUGGAAAGGAGAGUGUGUCAGAUUGUGGUAAUGGAAAGGAGAGUGUGUUAACAGGCAAGAAGAAGCACAAGAGAAAGAAGUCAUCUGUCUCCUCACUGAAGCAGCUAGAGGGUGAGGUUGCUGUGGAAGUGCCGAUGGAGGAUACUGAGAUGGAUAGUGGGGAUGCUGAGCAGCUUGAUACAUCUGAUGAAAAAGAACCACAUGUGGAAGAAACUGCAGUUGAUUCACGCGUGAAGUAUGUGGCUCCUCACUUGCGAGCUCAAGCAAAUGCGGAAUCAGAAGAGCUCUCUCAGGUUCGUCGUAGAGUGAGAGGACUUCUGAAUAGGCUUUCUGAAUCAAAUGUGGAGUCAAUUACAGAAGAAAUGGCUACACUCUUUCGAUCAGUUUCUCGCAGUGUUGGUUGCCAAAUAAUUGGACAGGAGAUUGUAGCAUCUUGUUCUGGAGGGCCUCGUAGCAAUGAACAGUAUGCUGCUGUUUUUGCAACUUUUGUUGCAGGUUUGGCAUGCUUAGUUGGGAUUGAUUUCAGUGCGAAGCUCCUUUCUUCUCUUGCUAAAUCAUUUGAGGAUGAAUACUUGAAGGAGGAUGGCCUAUCUUUGCGUAAUCUUACAUUACUACUGUCAUAUAUGUGCAUCUUUGAUGUUUGUGCCAGCGAUCUCAUAUAUGAUCUCCUCUCCAUGUUGACAAAGCGCUUGACAGAGUUGGAUGUGUCCACUAUCUUGACAAUUCUACAAUGUUGUGGGAUGAAGCUGAGGAGUGAUGAUCCCACUGCUAUGAAAGAUUUCGUCCUUGGAAUUCAGAAUAGAGUGAAUGAGCUGAAAUCUCUCUCUGAGAGAAAAGAAAAUGGGAAAUCAAAUAUAAACAGUAAAAGAAUGGAAUUCAUGCUUGAGACGAUAUGUGAUAUAAAAAACAACAAGAAAAGGCCAAACGAAGCUACUGCUCAUCAUAUACGGAUGAAAAAAUGGCUACAAAAGUUAAGAGCAGAGGAUGUUGUCCUCCGUGGGCUCAAAUGGAGCAAAUUGCUUGAUCCUGAUAAGAAAGGUCAAUGGUGGUUGUCAGGAGAUGUUGCACCCUCAACAGAUAAUGUUGAAGACGUGGCAAUGACAAUUAACAAAGAAGUUCUAGAGGCACAAAAGUUGGUACAUCUCGCGGCUGCACAAAGGAUGAACACUGACUUAAGGAGAGCAAUUUUUUGUAUUAUCAUGAGUGGGGAAGAUUAUAUAGAUGCUUUUGAGAAGCUUCUGAGGCUGGAUUUAUCUGGGAAGCAGGAUAGAGAAAUAAUGAGGGUACUUGUUGAUUGCUGUUUGCAAGAAAAGGUGUUUAACAAGUAUUACACUGUCUUGGCUUCCAAAUUAUGUAGCCAUGACAAAAAUCACAAGUUCAGCUUGCAGUAUUGCUUAUGGGAUCACUUCAAGGAACUCGAAUCAAUGGAGUUAAACCGCUCCAUGAACCUUGCAAAAUUUGUUGCAGAGAUGCUUUCCACCUUCUUGCUCUCCCUGGCUAUUUUGAAGACUGUAGAUCUGACAAACCCUGCACAGCUGACACCUAAAAGGAUCAUGCAUCUCCGAAUGCUCUUUGAGGCUGUUUUUGAGAACUCCGAUGCCCUUGUCUGGAACAUCUUCACUCGUAUAGCUGGACUCCCGGAGCUUGAAAUGCUGCGGAGCAGCCUUGUGUUCUUCAUCAAGCAGUAUGUUGUUGCUGCAAACUCGGGAAAAUCCAUUGCUGGCAAAUUCAAGAUUGCGAAGAAAGCACUUGAUAAUGUGGCUGGGGUCCUCAUGUAAUUUUUUUCAAGUUAGGUUGACUGUUCUCUCUUCCUUUUCCUCUUCGUUGGUGUGUUUAGUUGUUCCAAUUUUGAUUUUCCUGAGAGGCUAUGCAAGUCAACUUGCAUGAGUGCUGCUGAUUGCCGCCGAACAGUUUCAGUGUAACAGAUGACUGUAGGAAGGAAAUUUCUGAAGAUUUUAGCUGUGGCUACGGAAGAUUUGCUAUGCAUGCAAA
Molecule: messenger RNA, 3636 nt
Organism: Phoenix dactylifera (date palm)
Lineage: Eukaryota; Viridiplantae; Streptophyta; Magnoliopsida; Arecales; Arecaceae
Product: MIF4G domain-containing protein / MA3 domain-containing protein
Biological process (GO): ribosomal small subunit biogenesis
Cellular component (GO): nucleolus
Molecular function (GO): protein binding; RNA binding
Source: RefSeq, a predicted model, not a curated record